Messenger RNA from Gigantopelta aegis, 2246 nucleotides. RefSeq lists its product as uncharacterized. The record is from RefSeq and is a predicted model, not a curated record. NCBI's taxonomy places the organism in Eukaryota, Metazoa, Mollusca, Gastropoda, Neomphalida, Peltospiridae. The transcript has 3 exons. Bases 289 to 822 code for a protein of 177 amino acids.
CAAUUUUGACUUUCAAACGCAAUUUUCUCCCACAAAAUCAGCUCAAACCCCCCCACAUAUUCGGCACCAUAAUUUAGAUAAUUUAAUUUUCUUCAGAUUAAACAUAUUUUUACCUCGAAUAAGAAUAGGGCGCGCAUGCGCAGGCCGUUUUCCGAGGCUAGCUCGGAGUGUCGACUGAGAAGCAAACACGAGGAACGCCAGUGCAGACAACCUUCGUUGGAAAUUUCAAAAUAUGUGGACAUAUGAUGGUAGAGUUCAUCAACAGUAGUAGUACUAGUAGUGAUCAGCAUGGAUCCUGUGCGCAUAGAGUAUGUUAAAAGUUGUGGUGAUGAAUGGUGUCAUCAAGUGCAGAAACAUCUGCUGGCCAAGGGUCAAGGUCGACCACCAUCGCUUCCAGCCAAUGAUCAGAAUCCAACAUAUCUGCAGCUGCUACAAAUCCACAACAUGAAAAAGGAGACCAAAGUGUCAUGGAAUCAAAUCUCAAGGGCCAUGGAGAAAAUGUUUGGAUUUUCACAGAGGAGAUUCCGAGCUGUUAUUGAAAGUGCGGUAACAAAGAUGGGAAAAUUUGAAUUUGAGGACAUGAAAGUACAACUGAUGUCAACUGUUGAUUUGAGGUAUAUCGGUCCACGCUGUGCAGCACUUGGGAUAGAUCGUGAAAAGUUGUUGAACAUUACACUUCUAAAUGAAAUGAUAUUUCCAGACAGUGCUUUGAGCAGAGGUGUUGUGUAUGAACUUGAACAUUUUUCAAAGUUUAGAGAAAUUAGACAAUGGGAUUUUUGUUCAGUGGCUGUCGGAAAUUGGAAAUCUGAACAUUCUUUUUGAAGUAAAAAGUGUAAUGGAGAAAGUUUGUGACGUCAAACUUGAAUUUCAAAUUAGGAACAAAAGCAGAUCUUAAAAAAUGACUGAAAUUGAGACAUACCUGGGUGGCAAGUUCCCCAUUGCUGAAUGUAAUUCUGCUGGUGUUGUAGAAGUGGGAUGUGAUUAUGUGGAUGGUGAACAUGUGUCAACCAGUUCUGUGGUAGUGGAGGAGGAUUCCUCUGGCGCGUCUAACACUAGCAGCAAUGUCAAUCACAAUGUGUCUACUGUUGGGGAAAAUUUAAAGUUGACACAUAAAGUAAAAAAGCUGGAGGCCUCUGUAAGUCAGUUGCUUGAUAAUCAAGAGGAAUUGACAAUGGAAAUUGAAGUACUGAAGGAGUUGUGCUGUGAGAAAGACAAUGAACGAAAGUUGAGUUGAGUGCCAAGGUUGGUGCAAUCAGAAAAUUGCAGGAGAAAGUGAAUGAUCUCACGACUAAGAAAAAAACUGUGUGCAAAAUCGUCCGAUUUGGCAAAACUUAAAAAAUCUGCUCGAUAUGAAAGACUUAAACAGUUGGAAAAGGACUUGUUGGCACAGGAAUCUGUUGUCACUGGUUUGAAAGCACAUGUUGAAAAGCACACGUGUCAGAAACAGAUUCAGGAGCUAAAACAAACAUUGAAUGAGGCCCAGACCAAACUUUCCAAUGCUUUGUCAGACUUGAAAAAGUGUGGGAUCAGAGGCGAUGUCUUGAAUUAGAAAAUAGCUCUCUGAAAUCUCAGUGUCGACAUCUGAGUGCUGAAGAACUUUCUUGGCAGAAUAAAGAGUUUGACACCAAAAUUGAAGGGAAAUUCACUGAUAAUAUGCUUGGUCUCUGUACAAACAGCGAACAAAUUCUAGGGAAAACUGAAAAGGACCUUGGAACCCUUGGCAGAGACUUGUUACCUUGUUUUAGAACCUGGGGUGGUGCUGAGUGCUGCACUUCACGAUUUAUUCAAACGGCAUGUGACUGUUUUGGACCUCGAGGAGAUGAGAAAAGUGGGUGCAGAGAGUACUGGUUAGCAUAUUGUGCUGAAAGGGGAUUCAGUCACGAAUCACGAGCUACAGAUCAAAUCGUUUCAACAAUUUUUAUGCCAGUGCAGCAACCCUGUACUACCACAGAGCUCACAUCAUUGACUUUCUAGAGACCAAUUACAAUAACACACAUCUGAAUUUAAAACUUAAGAGUGUUUUGGCCGAUGCAAAAUCUGAGAUCAUGUGCCUGACACGCAUAGUUGGUAUACUGUAUUAUACCAUCACUUCACCAUAUUGGACACUACUCCACAGUUCAACUGAAUAUGUGGAUUUUCAUAAAUAUACUACUCAAAAGAAUUUAAGGGUCAAAAAUUUAUAACCAAACAAGUUUCAGAGUGUAUUAGACUGAUGAUGUAAACUACACCAAAAAUUUAAUUUAUUG